This is a messenger RNA of Prorocentrum cordatum, 2925 nucleotides long. Lineage: Eukaryota; Dinophyceae; Prorocentrales; Prorocentraceae. The record is from the annotation of a GenBank genome assembly.
AUGGAGCUGCGAGUCGGAGGCAAGUUCCGUCUGGGCCGCAAGAUCGGCUCGGGGUCCUUCGGAGAUAUCUACAUCGGCACCAAUGUGACUACGGGUGAGGAGGUUGCCAUCAAGCUUGAGUCGAUCAAGUCUACGCACCCGCAGUUGCCACACGAGUCGAGGGUGUAUAGGAUCCUCGCUGGCGGCGUCGGCGUCCCGAACCUGCAUUGGUACGGCGUGGAGGGCGACUACAACGUCAUUGGCAUCGACCUGCUCGGCCCAUCACUCGAGGACUUAUUCAGUUUCUGCAACAGGAAGUUCAGCCUGAAGACGGUCCUGAUGCUCGCGGACCAGAUGAUCAACCGCGUGGAGUACGUCCACGCCAAGAACUUCAUCCAUCGCGACAUCAAGCCCGACAACUGCCUCCAGCUGGACCACGUGGUGGUGGCCAGCAACAUCCAGCCUCUGCUCGAGAUCGACGGGCAGAUCCCGAUGACCUUCAAGAGCACGGCGGAGGUAGCCGACCUCAUCGCGUUCACGGCGAAGAGGGAGACGAAUUGGAUUAAUUCAAGCAAAGACACAACCUUGGCAAGCAACGUCGAGACCAUGAAGACGGAGCCCGAGGUAUACCAGGAAGGCGUCUCCAGCGAGGCGGCCAUGUCAGACGAGAAGCGUGAACGUUCUUGUACGACAAUUCCAUUGUGGGUGACGAGCUCAGUGUUUUUACUGACUAUUACCUUCUUCUUGAUGUGGGGCAUCAAGUGCAUCGUUUCAAGCAUCAUGACAAUGGGUAUCAUGAUGAUUUCGAACCUUGACUACACCUACAGUAUCUCAGAGAUACCGUGUGCUGGUUCAGAUUUUGACAUGGGCAACUUCUUUUCCGAGGUUGGCAAUUUUGACUACGAUCUCACGUUCACGAUGAUCCUUCGCAACGUCAUCAUGACAACGGGUAUCAAGAUGAUUUCGAACCGUGACUACACUUACAGUAUCUCAGAGAUACCGUGUGCUGGUUCAGAUUUUGACAGGGGCAACUUCUUUCCCGAGGUUGGCAAUUUUGAAUACGCUCUCAUCUGUACGAUGAUCUGCUGCAACAUCAUCAUGAUAAUGGGUAUCAAGAUGAAAUCGAACUCAGUUUACCACGAGUAUGGCGAUCUAUGCUCAUGGAUUGGUUCAAAUUUUGACAGGCUAGACUCGCAUAUGGGGUCAGGCAUCAGGACGCACAUGAAUGUCAGUUAUUGUCGGACAGCGAUGUUGAUUCUAAUGACAGACAUCAUUUGGAUUCAGAAGACGGACUACCACACGAACAUCAGGAACUACUAUUGCACUAUGAGGGAGAGUCAAGGGCAGCCACAGCCUGUGUCUCUUCCUUACUGGGCAGGUGUUAACCUGGAGGCUACAACAGCCUGGGAGACGGACAGCACAACUCCCACCGACGAGUGCAUCCCUCCCACUUCAUCCAACGACGGGCCCUUCACUGGCCUUAUCAACUGCAAUAUGAGGGAGAACCAAGGGCGGCCAUGGCCUGUGGAUCUCUCUGGCUGGGCAGGUGUUAACCUGGAGCGACCCAAAAAGAAAAAGACUCCGACAACGCAGAACGGGGACAAGCCACCACCGAACGAGCGACUCCACGAGAGCGGCCUCCGACUGCGGAACUUGUGGGAGCUCCCUGUCUUAGACGAGCCACCGACAUCAGAGUCCAGCGGAAUCUACCUCGCUAAGUCUGACGCAGAUGUUAUCAGUAUAAUGGAAUGGAUCGACAAGAACAACACGGACUAUCCCAAUUACGUGGCUCUAUCGGUCUCAACUCCUUCCGAAUGCUUGAAAGCAGCAGCUAUCGCCUACGACAUCAAGCCUGUGCCAUAUCAGCUCCCAAUAACUAAGGAGACCACGAACAUUGACGGAACCGCCAAGUCGAUCGUAGCCCGACUCGCAAUGGCGCAGCCUAACUUCAAAGGUACGGCCACGAUCAAGAGUGACAGGCUGGUCCUGAUCUCGGCUGAGAUCACGCAAGCUCGGAACGUCCAGGACGCAGAGCUCAUGAUGACCUUGGCCACGACACUAGCGGAGAAGUACCUCACAGAACGUUGCAAAGGCUUACACGGCGCCUGCCUAUCGAUCGACUGGUCCAAGUUCUUCUCUACGAUCCAUCGCAACAUCGGCAACAAGCUGAUCAUCGAGCACAUGGACCACGAGGAGACAACGGAUGGUAUUUGCGACUCCACGCAGAUUAACAAGCAAGACCCGAACGGCAAGCUCAACAACGCCAGCCACGCCUUCGACCACUCCACCGUCAGCUUCGACACAGCCGACGACUCCUGCGACAACUUCGACACCAGCAAGAGCCCCGACCAUGCCAUCGACGGCAUGGGCCCUGAGAAGGCGAUCGAGUUCAAGGCGAACCUGUGCAUACUGACCGCAGACGGCUUCAUGCAGUACCUGAAGGACACCCACGUCAAGGGGAUCUUCGCAAAGAUCGACAACGGCGACUACGAGGCAAGCAACCUCCUCCAGCUCAAGACGGAUCCUCACUUCGAGCUGACCGACAGGGAGAUGCUGAGGCGGAACUCCGAGAUCGAGUACCGCUUCAUGAACAAGUCCCCCCCAUCAAUACAGGACCCCAAGACCCAGCAGCACAUCCCGUAUCGCGAGGGCAAGAACUUGAAAGGCACUGCCAGGUACGCGAGCGUGCACACGCACCUCGGCAUCGGGCAGAGCAGGCGUGACGAUCUGGAGGCGGUGGGGUACGUUCUGAUGUACUUCAACCGCGGCAGCCUGCCAUGGCAGGGCCUUAAGGCCAACUUCAAGAAGGAGAGGUACGAGAAAAUCAUGGAGAAGAAGAUGUCUGCACCGAUCGAGGUCUUGUGCGAACACUUUCCCGCCGAGUUCGUGACGUACCUCAACUACUGCCGCAGCCUGCGCUUCGAGGACCGCCCCGACUACGCCUAA